Molecule: messenger RNA, 841 nt
Organism: Pseudophryne corroboree (corroboree frog)
Lineage: Eukaryota; Metazoa; Chordata; Amphibia; Anura; Myobatrachidae
Product: poly [ADP-ribose] polymerase tankyrase-1-like
Exons: 2
Coding region: 173-841 (222 amino acids)
Source: RefSeq, a predicted model, not a curated record
UCCGCGCCUGGCCCCGCCCUCGUUGUUGACGUCACUCGUUGUGCCAGCGUCCGGUGUUGUUACAGGCCGCACGGACUGGCCCGGAGGGGGCGGAGCCAGGACCCCGUUCGCACCGUGCAUCAACCCACCAGGCAGAGCCAGGCAACGGAGCCCCGGGCAGGCUAGACGUGACAUGGCGGCCACUUCCUCCAGGCGCUCCCAGCAACAACAAGUGUCCGGAGCAGCGGGACAGCAGCAGCCACCGGCCCCAUCCCCCUCUCCCCCGCCUGCAGCACCGGCCUCCCCGCCGCUCUCACCGGACUCCCCUCCCCGCAGUCCGGACAUGCCGCCAGCCUCGCAGCGCCACGGCCCAGACUCGCAGCCCGAGGGGGAAGCGGCUCCUCUGCCGGCGUUCAUGCCCAGGCCCCUCUCCCCUCCGCCGGGGGAAGCCGCUGCCCUGCUGUCUCCCAGCUCGUCCUCUCUACCCCCAGCACCGGCGCCCAGCUCCGGCAGCAGCAGCUCCUCGUCCUCCAGCAACAGCAUCUCCUCCGGCGGCAGCCCGGCUGACAGCCCGGACACCGGGACAGUCGGAGGCGGCAUAGGCCCCGGGGGCCCCCUGAGUGCGGUCAGCGGAGCUUUUCGGGAACUGUUCGAGGCAUGCAGGAACGGAGACGUGUCCCGGGUGCGGAGGCUGCUGGAACCGGGAAAUGUCAACGCCAAGGACAUGGCCGGGAGGAAAUCUACCCCGCUGCACUUCGCUGCAGGACAGAGCUGGGGCAAUUUACAUUCUCAGGGGGGACUCUGUACUCUGCGAUAUGCUGCUGCACACAAACCUGACAAAUAUGGUAGGCAAUACUGCUAA